Molecule: messenger RNA, 1377 nt
Organism: Glarea lozoyensis ATCC 20868
Lineage: Eukaryota; Fungi; Ascomycota; Leotiomycetes; Helotiales; Helotiaceae
Product: P-loop containing nucleoside triphosphate hydrolase
Exons: 3
Coding region: 1-1377 (458 amino acids)
Biological process (GO): box C/D snoRNP assembly; chromatin remodeling; regulation of transcription by RNA polymerase II
Cellular component (GO): Ino80 complex; Swr1 complex; NuA4 histone acetyltransferase complex
Molecular function (GO): ATP binding; DNA helicase activity; ATP hydrolysis activity
Source: RefSeq, a predicted model, not a curated record
AUGGUGCAAAUCAGCGAAAUCAAGGGAAACGCCCGCGACAAUCGUACCGCAACUCAUACGCAUAUUAAAGGCCUGGGUCUUCGUCCUGAUGGCACAGCUGAGAAACAGGCGGGCGGGUUCGUUGGGCAAGCGGCAGCGCGUGAGGCUUGUGGCGUUGUUGUAGACCUGAUUAAAGCGCAGAAGAUGGCAGGCAGAGCCAUAUUGCUUGCGGGAGGCCCAGGAACAGGAAAGACAGCUCUAGCUCUGGCCAUCAGUGCCGAGCUUGGAACCAAAGUACCCUUCUGUCCGAUCGUAGGAAGCGAACUAUAUUCCACCGAAGUCAAGAAGACCGAAGCACUCAUGGAAAACUUUCGGAGGGCGAUUGGAUUGAAAGUGCGGGAGACGAAAGAAGUCUAUGAAGGCGAAGUUACAGAAUUAACGCCGGAGGAGGCAGAAAACCCACUCGGUAGCUACGGGAAAACGAUUAGCACAUUAUUGAUUGGUCUUAAGAGUGCGAAGGGGCAGAAAAAAUUACGACUCGACCCAAGUAUAUAUGAAGCGAUACAAAAGGAGAGGGUCACAGUUGGAGAUGUUAUCUACAUUGAAGCAAAUACUGGUGCGUGUAAGCGUGUUGGCAGGUCUGAUGCAUAUGCGACGGAAUUUGAUCUGGAAGCCGAAGAAUAUGUCCCUAUACCUAAGGGGGAGGUUCACAAGAAGAAAGAGAUAGUACAGGACGUUACUUUACACGAUCUAGACAUUGCCAACUCGAGACCACAGGGUGGACAGGACAUUAUGAGUAUGAUGGGACAGUUAAUGAAACCAAAAGCUACGGAAAUUACGGACAAGCUGAGAACAGAGAUCAACAAGGUGGUCAAUAAGUAUAUCGAUCAGGGAGUCGCUGAAUUGGUCCCGGGCGUUCUGUUCAUUGAUGAGGUCCAUAUGUUGGACAUCGAAUGCUUCACCUAUCUCAAUCGUGCUCUUGAGCAGACCAUAUCACCCAUUGUUAUCCUAGCUUCAAAUCGUGGCAUGUGCACAAUUCGUGGCACAGAGGACUUGAUUUCUGCGCACGGGAUUCCGCCAGAUCUCCUGGCCCGUCUUCUGAUUAUUCCUACGAACCAGUAUGAGCCAGAUGAGAUCAAGAGAAUUAUUCGCAUCCGUGUGGGUGCUGAAGGACUCGCAAUUACUGAACCAGCUCUAGAAAAGAUUGCGGACCAUGGCUCGCGCAUAAGCUUGAGGUACGCGCUACAGCUGCUUACGCCGUCUAGCAUUCUUGCACGGGUCAACGGUCGCAAUCAAAUCGACGUUGCCGAUGUUGGAGAAUGUGAAGAUUUGUUUAUCGACGCUCGGAGAAGUGCAGCAAUUAUGAACGGUGCAGCCGGCGAGCACUUCAUCUCGUAG